This is a messenger RNA of Jatropha curcas, 2826 nucleotides long. RefSeq names its product UDP-Glycosyltransferase superfamily protein. The record is from RefSeq and is a predicted model, not a curated record. Lineage: Eukaryota; Viridiplantae; Streptophyta; Magnoliopsida; Malpighiales; Euphorbiaceae. Gene Ontology annotation, molecular function: glycosyltransferase activity.
CACGUGUUGACUCGCACGUACGAUCCAUCUUUCGCAAAAUGAUUUUCAUAUUUCACUGCUAAGACAAAUCUGUCUCCCUAAAUCCUCUCUACUUGCAGACUCUGCAAUUCUCUACUCUUUCUCUCUCUAAUAGCUCUCCGAAUCCGAAGAAGAAUCAAGAACAGAGAUCUUCAGUUUCUUACUCUAAAGAUCGAAGUAAAUCUGCCGGGCCACUUCUAAGUUUAAGUGAAUGUUUUUAAUUUUGCUGAUUUUGGUCAAUAAAUAUCAAACAAGCAAUGUCGAUUAAGCUUUUCUCCGUUGGAAUAUAGUUGAAGAAGCAAAUGGAGGAAGGAAUGGUCAGAGGAGAUUUGCAUGUAAAUGUUGUUAGGCAAUCAUCAUUAAGGUCUGGUGGCAGCAUUAAGUCCACACUGUCAGGAAGAUCAACACCUAAGAAUUCCCCCACAUUUCGGAGGUUGAAUUCCAGCCGAACUCCACGAAGAGAGGGCAGAAGUAUCGGAGGUUCACAGUGGUUUCGGAGCAAUCGAUUAGUGUAUUGGUUACUUCUGAUUACUCUAUGGGCCUAUCUUGGGUUUUAUGUCCAGUCAAGGUGGGCUCAUGGUGAUAACAAGGAUGAGUUUCUGGGGUUUGGAGGUAAACCUGGAAAUGAGAUUUCAGACACUGAACAGAAUAAACGACGAGAUUUGCUUGCCAAUGAUAGUUCUGUAGCUGUAAAAAAUAAUGGGACCAUUGAGAUUCAAGAAGCGGAUGGUAGAAGGAUAGGAGUGAUUUUGACUAAAAGGGGAAAAAAUGUUUCUUCUGAUCAGAACAAAGUUUCUUCCUCAAAGAAGAGGAGUAGGAGAGCAGGCCGCAGGUUACGCAGUAAAGGACGUGACAAACAUAAGGCAACAGUAAAGGUCGAAAACAAUGACGUAGAAGUACAGGAACCAGACAUUCCCCAGACAAAUACUUCUUAUGGUUUUCUUUUUGGUCCAUUUGGGUCAACAGAGGAUAGAGUUUUGGAAUGGAGUCCUGAGAAGCGAACAGGAACUUGUGACAGGAAGGGUGACUUUGCACGCCUUGUGUGGUCUAGAAAAUUUGUACUCAUAUUCCAUGAGCUCUCAAUGACUGGCGCUCCACUGUCAAUGAUGGAGUUAGCAACAGAGUUUCUGAGCUGUGGAGCCACAGUUUCAGCUGUAGUUCUAAGCAAAAAGGGUGGUUUGAUGCCAGAGCUUGCCAGGAGAAGGAUCAAAGUGCUUGAGGACAAAGCUGACCUCAGCUUCAAAACUGCCAUGAAAGCAGAUCUUGUGAUUGCAGGAUCUGCAGUAUGCGCAUCAUGGAUAGAUCAAUAUAUUGCUCGCUUCCCAGCUGGCGGCAGUCAAAUUGUUUGGUGGAUUAUGGAAAAUCGGCGAGAGUACUUUGAUCGGUCAAAGGUUGUCCUUAACAGAGUAAAGAUGCUGGUCUUUCUGUCUGAAUCUCAGUCGAAACAAUGGCUAUCUUGGUGCAACGAAGAAAACAUUAAGUUGAGAUCUCCACCUGCAAUAGUUCAACUUUCUAUUAAUGAUGAACUAGCUUUUGCUGCUGGCAUUGCUUGUUCAUUAAAUACUCCAUCAACUACCACUCAGAAGAUGCUGGAGAAGAGGCAGUUGCUACGAGAUACUGUUAGAAAAGAAAUGGGAUUGACAGAUAAUGAUGUGCUUGUCAUGUCCCUCAGCAGUAUAAACCCUGGAAAAGGUCAACUCCUACUUCUUGAAUCAGCACAAUUGUUGAUUGAACCAAACCCUUUGCAGAAAGUAACAACUUCGAUGGAUAUAGAUGAAGGAUCUACCUUAGCUGCAAAACAUCACUUAAGGGCCUUGUUACAGGACUCAGAAAAGACAGAUGAAUUUCCAAAUAGUUUAGAUCACCCCAGCAAGUCUCCUAUGAGGUUGAAAGCUCCUAAGAAGAAAGUCUCACAUCUAGGCCGACUGUUUAACAGGAGGCGCAAAAAGAGGAAAGUGCUGUCUAAUUUUGAAGCACCAGAACAGCAUCUUAAAAUUCUUAUUGGUUCUGUUGGAUCUAAGAGUAAUAAGGUGCUCUAUGUCAAGGAAAUGCUUAGAUACAUGUCUGAGAAUUCAAACUUGUCAAAGUCAGUGCUUUGGACUCCAGCAACUACACGUGUUGCUUCACUUUACUCUGCAGCAGAUGUUUAUGUUAUAAACUCCCAGGGUGUUGGAGAAACCUUUGGGAGAGUGACAAUUGAAGCAAUGGCAUUCGGUCUUCCGGUGCUCGGAACAGAUGCUGGAGGCACAAAAGAAAUCGUUGAGCACAAUGUAACGGGACUUCUUCAUCCAGUUGGGCGUCUGGGAACUCGUGUUCUUGCUCAAAAUAUGCGAUAUUUGCUGAAAAAUCCAUCUGUAAGGGAGCAAAUGGGGAUGAACGGAAGGAAAAAUGUAGAAAGAAUGUACUUGAAGCGGCAAAUGUACAAGAAAUUCGUAGAUGUUCUAUACAAAUGCAUGAGAGUCAAAUAACAUCUGCUGUUAACCAGACCCAAUUCUUUAAUUGGUUUUCAAUUUGAAGGAAGCUUCACCUUGUCCAAUAGAUUUAAGAAGGCGGCAAUUUAUCAAAUUACAAGGAAUGAAAUUUGAUUAGAAGUUGUAGGCUGCAGUCAUUUUGCUUUGAAUAUGGAGCUCUGAAGUUUGUCCAUGAGGAUGUUCUCUUUGUUGUACAUAUAAUUCUUCCUUGCAUUGCAUUGAAUCACUCGCAGAAAAUAGAUGGCAGUGAUUUCGAAGUGCUAAUUGUUUGUAAUGUUGAUUUCCAAGGAAUUUAGGUUGUGUUUGGUAUAUAUGAAAAUAAUUGUUUUACACCUAA